AUAGCUCUCUAAGCUAAAGUCUAUGGUGCUGGCUCCAAGCAAAGUGAAACUUGCUAUGAGAACUUACAUAUAGACUAUGAUGUAUACUGUUUAACCCCCCCCCCAUCCCCUACCUAUAUAUUGCCUUUAAGUUUCCUAUUUUCUCUUGUGCAGAAUAGGCCAGGCCCAACCAUACCGGGAAAUAGGUGGCAGACAAGAGGAGCAAUGUCAGGACCAGCACUCAUCACGCCUUCCUAGGAAAAGACCUCAUCCCAUGGAGAAGAACUAGGCUAUUGUGUUUUAAUCUCCCCUUGCUCCAUAGUCAUCAUAAGCAAAGUCAGUGGCUCCCAGACAUUCGUGUUUCUUCCUGCACAGCUCCAGAUGGUUGGACAUUAUGUAUGCCAAGAUCAGAUGCUGUGUGUGAGGAUUUUUAUUUCCAGGAUCUUCUGUGCAGGUUUUCUUGCCUAGGAUGCACUGAUGCCCUCAAAGGAAAGUAGCAAAGCCAGCAAGCAUCCAUUUAUAUGGGCUUUCUAUGCUUCUGGCUCUUCUCCAGCUAGUCCCUGAAAUGGGCAUGAAGGUGCUGUGUGGAUGGGAUGAACUGGCAGGAUCGCCUGCCUCAGCCAUCCUCAGGAGGGUUUGCUUCGGCACUGUGUAAUGGUGAAGCCCAGAUUCCAGGAUCCAGAAACCAGUACAUCGCUCCAUUCUCAGGGUUAACCCAAAGAGCCUGUGGCUGUAACAGGGAUCCUGUGGCUAGUGUUGUGACAGUAGAACUGGAUAUGCCCCAGGGUGCCCUAAAUAUGCUUUCAUCCGGCCUGUAUCUGUCACUGCCAGCGUUACCAGUGGUGAUGGUGUAGCCUCCAGCAAAGCAAAACAGCAGGAUUGGGUUUCAGGCAAUUUUUGUUGCCCCAAAUCACAAUGUGUCAAGUAGUCAGACCCUUUCCUGACUGGCAGUUUGAUGUUCCCCCUUGGCUUUCUUCCAAUUGGGGUUUCUGCCUCAGAACUGACAUCAAAGAGUCACCCUGGGAUCAGAGAUAAAUGCUCCUCUUCAUGGGGCAAAGAGCAGCAGGAAUACUGAAUGAUCUUAGACAAGUCCCUUCCUGUCUCUGAGCUGCAGUUUCUUUAUAAGCAAAGUAAGAGGAUCUGGGCAAGUUGACCUCAAAGGUCUAACUUUCUGGUUGUGCGCCUGUCCUUAAACACUAGCGUCAGAAAGAGGCGGGCGGGCGUGCCCCAGGGAGAGCGCGGUUACAGCCAGACACUGCGGCCCCGCCCGCAGCCCUUGUCGCCAAGCCUCCGGGAGGACCCGGCUUCCGCCCUCCACGUUGUUGUUCCCGAUUUGGGCCACGCCCCCUCGGCCUGGGCUAGGGAGGGUUCGCUUUGACCGCUGCUGCCCCGGCCCCAAAGCAAAGGGUGGCUUCUGGGCUAGCACAGAGUCUCCACCCAUAUCAGACACGCGUGAACAAAGACAAGGAUUUAGGGGUAGGAAAGAGAAGGACGUGGAUUUAAAUGGGAGAGUGGGGAACAAGAGGGCUGGCUAUAGCACGACUGCGGGAUUCCCCUUUAGGUGUCUCACCCUCUGUUCACACAGUGGCCCCAUCCGAACCCGCUAAUGUGACCCUGCCGACGUUGGCCCUUUAAAUAGCAGGCUGGCGGCGCGGGGUGUCCAUGUGGAGCCGCUCCAUGCCGUGUUGUCCUGCCCGUCUAUUGGCCCGCGGCCCGGUGACGUAGCCUAAUAGGAUGCGAACGCACUGCGGGGGGAGGAACGGAGACAAAACGAGGAACCGGAUUACCACUCCGCUCUCUCCGCCCGAGGAGCAGGAGCGGCUUCGCUUGGAGAGGGAGCGAGAGCAGGAGCAGAAGAAGGCCAGGCUGGCACAUGCUCUGCCCGUGGAAGAACCCCGAAUUGAGGCACCACCCCUGCCCCUGUCUCCCCCAGCACCCCCACCAGCACCCCCACCCCCACUUGCCACCCCCACCCCACUGACUGUCAUUCCUAUUCCUGUAGUGACCAACUCCCCCCACCCACUGCCCCCACCCCCACCGCUGCCCCCUGCAGCUCAGCCUCUGCCCCUGGCACCUCGGCAACCAGCCCUGGUCAGCACCCCUGGACUCAGCAUUAAGGAGCCUGCCCCGCUGCCUCCCAGGCCUCAGGUGCCCACCCCUGCUCCCCUCCUGCUGGACUCGAAGACCACCGUUGCUCCCACUGGCAGCCCCAAGCCUUUGCAACCCCUUCCUACGCCCAUCUUGACCAUAGCGCCGCACCCAGGAGUCCAGCCUCAGCUGGCCCCCCAGCAGCCACCCCCACCCACGCUUGGGACCCUGAAGUUGGCACCAGCUGAAGAAGUGAAAUCCAGUGAACAGAAGAAGAGGCCUGGGGGGAUCGGAACCAGAGAAGUCCACAACAAAUUGGAGAAAAACAGGAGGGCCCAUCUGAAGGAAUGCUUUGAGACCCUGAAGCGCAACAUCCCCAACGUGGACGACAAGAAAACCUCCAAUCUGAGCGUGCUGCGGACGGCGCUGCGGUACAUCCAGUCGCUGAAGAGAAAGGAGAAGGAGUAUGAGCAUGAGAUGGAGCGGCUGGCACGGGAGAAGAUUGCCACCCAGCAGCGGCUGGCAGAGCUCAAGCAUGAGCUGAGCCAGUGGAUGGACAUGCUAGAGAUUGACCGUGUGCUCCGGCAGACGGGCCAGCCUGAGGAUGACCAGGCUUCCACCUCGACAGCCUCUGAAGGUGAGGACAACAUAGACGAGGAUAUGGAGGAGGACCGGGCGGGCCUGGGCCCACCUAAGCUGAGCCAUCGUCCCCAGCCGGAGCUGCUGAAGUCUGCCCUGCCUCCCCCCAGCACCGCCCCAACGCCUCUGCCUCCCCACCCGCACCCUCACCCAGUGGCACUGUCUCCUGCCCAUCUGCCUGUGCAGCAGCAGCCGCCACAGCAGAAGACCCCUCUGCCAGCUCCUCCCCCACCAACCACCCCUGCCCAGACACUGGUACCAGCUCCUGCUCAUCUGGUGGCCACAGCUGGGGGUGGCUCCACGGUCAUUGCCCACACGGCUACCACCCAUGCUUCAGUCAUCCAGACUGUGAACCAUGUCCUACAGGGGCCAGGUGGCAAGCACAUCGCCCACAUUGCCCCCUCGGCCCCCAGCCCUGCUGUGCAGCUGGCACCUGCCACACCGCCCAUUGGCCACAUCACAGUGCACCCUGCUGCCCUCAACCAUGUGGCCCACCUCAGCUCCCAGCUGCCCUUGUACCCACAGCCUGUGGCAGUGAGCCAGCCCGUGGCGGUGAGCCACAUUGCCCACACACUCUCACACCAGCAAGUGAACGGCACAGCUGGGCUGGGGCCCCCAGCCACCGUUAUGGCGAAGCCAGCUGUGGGGGCCCAGGUGGUGCACCACCCCCAGCUGGUGGGCCAGACAGUGCUCAACCCUGUGACAAUGGUCACUAUGCCUUCCUUCCCGGUCAGCACGCUCAAGCUGGCUUGAGGAUGAGGCCACUCAGAGGCCCCCAGUGGGGGCAGGGAGGGGGACCUUUCCCCCACUCUCCCACCCACCAGCUCCACACAUUCCAGCCAGGCCCAUGCCCGCCCGACCCAUGCCACCCCCAGGCCUCCUAGGGGAAAGGGGUGCAAAGACUCUGAGCCAGGGGAGGGAGGGGCCCCCCAGGGAGUUGGGGGCAGGGCAGGGGGUUACUCUGCUGUACCAGGACUUGAUAAAAUAACUGAUGAAGAUGCUCAUGGACAUGCCACCUGUCUGGCCUGGUGCCAACUCCAUUGCUGCUCCUGCCUCCCUAUCCUGUACCCUGAAAUCAGUGCAAAGUGGCGUCAUGUUCCCUGGCUUCUCCUUGCCCUGCCUGCCUUCCUGUGCUGCUGCUGCUGCUGCUGCUGCUAUUGCUGUGUCUGGUGAGGUGACUGAGUGCCCAGGCCUUCCCUCUCCAGCAUCAGUGUUCUCCCAGGCCUUUAGAUGAGGGGCAGGGAAACAACAGAAGCCACUUGGCCCAGAAGGCUGGGUGGAGAUGGGGUUGAUGAGGGGUCCUGCUCUGAGUACUAGUGACAGAUCCCAGGAGGCAGGUGUCCAGGUGUGGGACCCUCUGAUCCACCUGCAGUCACUGUGAUUUGUUACAGUAGAAACUACUUAAAACAAUUCCCUGCCAACAAUAACCCCCACGCUGUUGCCAUGCUUCUCAACCCCUGCUGCUGGGCUCUUGGCCUGAGGGCAGGCUGAGGUUAGGCUUGGGUGUCAUGCUUCCCAACUCUCCCUGCUGCCUGGGUCUGACUUGGGAGGAGCACUACUCUAGACCCCUGUCCCAGUCCUUGGGCUUGGCUUUUCACCUUUAGAAGGCAGUGAAGAGGUGCUGUCUGGUGUUCACUCUCGUGGUUCCCCAAUUUGCUCGGGGUGGGACAUUUCUCCAAGGAAUAAGGGGGUGUGGGCACCUCUCCUCUAGCCUGAGAGGCGUGGCAGCAGCUGAUCAUGGUCCCAGGAACUGAGAAGCCACAUUGUUGAGACAUCAGGAAGUUAAAAUGCAGGUGUUUGGCCAAAGCCCUGAGCCCCUCCCCAAACAGGCCCUGGAGCCCUAUAGAGGAUCCAGCUGGGCCAAAGCUGGGAGUCAUCAAGACGAGUGGCUGCUGCUCUGCCUGUGUCACCUUUCCCAGAUCCCUGUUUCUGCAGUGGGCAGGUUUGAAGGUCCCUCCCUUGUGUGAGGAAAGGGCUUUAACUGGAUCAAGGACAGGGCUGAGCUUGGGGUAGGAAGUGAGGGGCCCUGUCUUGGGGAUGCUGUGGUCCUUGCCUCUGCAGACUGCUUUGGCUUUUUAUGUGGAUAUUUAUUACAAGUGGCCUUGUGUCAGACACACUCAGUUACACGCACGCAUGCACAUUCAGCUCCCCACUGGACACCCACCAAUGGCCUUUCAGUGUAGGGGGAGGAAGCCAGUGUUCCUAGAUACGGAGUUUGCACUUUUGGGGGACAGGCAAGGGGACCAGGAGGGGAGAACUCAGGAUCCUCUGGAGUGCCCUGCUGGCGGGCACUAAGGAGGCCAGCAAAGGUCUUGAAUACAUUCUCUUGAAAUGACCCCUUAGAGGCCUAAGAACUCCCAGUUCCUUCCUGCUCCUGGAGACUUCCCAGGGGAUGUCUAUCUCCCUGAGAUGGGGAAAGGGCAACCUAAGAUUAGGUCUCCACCCUGCUGCCCCAGCCCAGCAACCUCAUUCCCCCAAGCUGGCUGCCUUCCUGCAGCUGCAGCCACCUCCACUGACACCUUGGCUUUGGGGGCCGGCUUCAGUGUCCUUGUGACAAUGGAAAGCAGUCUGGUGCCGGCAGUCAGAGCACUUUGGGGAACCCCCGUCCCCCUUCACCUCUCCCUGCAUCCUAAGGCCAGUUGCAGAGUUCAAACCACCGUGUUGGCCAGUUGCCCUCGGGCCACACAGAUACCUCAUCAUCCACCUAGUUCCCCCCAUACCCCUGCCCCCAAGUGGGGGCUUCCAAAUCUAGUGCCGAAUGACUAUGUCCAGAUUGGUGAUGAUGGGUGUUGUUGCUGUUGUUUUUGUUGUUUGUGAACGCUGUGAUGCUGUGUGCCCAAGUGGGCAGCCACCUCCUAGCCCUUCCUUGGGCAUCUCCCCUCUGAGAGCUGUUAGGACCAUAUCUGUCCUCACCCAGUGGGACCGCCUGGCCCUUCCCUCCCUAGCCCUUCCAGCCUGGGACAGAAACACACACACACACACACACACACACACACACACCACUUUACCUCUCAUGCUUGUACUUAACCUUUGGUGUUCAGAUUGGCUCACUGGCUGGGAGUCUUUACCUCGGGGAGAGGGGGAGGGUGGUUCCUUGGGGGGCCAAAGAAGGGCAGGGAAUUCCUGGAGUGUAGUUGGGUCACCAGAACCCCUGCUCUCUGGAAACAGCUGCUUCUCCCCCCAUCCCAGGGUCCCAUCCCCAACCCCAAAGAGGUGGCCCUUGUUUACAGUGAGGACUCGGUCACUGUGUCUCCGUUUCCUGAAAUAUAAACUGUAGCGACCCCAGACUGUAGAGAUUUUUAUGUGUUUGGAUACAUCUGCUGUGUGGGAAAAAAAAAAAAACUACAAAAACCCUAAUUUUGUACAUAUUGUAUUUUUACUAUUGAACUGUAUUCUAGUGGCUGUUCAUGCUCCAAGACUUUAGGUAUUGAGACAUGAACACUAUCCAUGUAAUAAGCACUUGCCUGGAAUAAAAUAUAAAGCUGAAAUAAACCUGCACUGAAAUCUGAAAUGGA
This is a messenger RNA of Heterocephalus glaber (naked mole-rat), 6221 nucleotides long. Lineage: Eukaryota; Metazoa; Chordata; Mammalia; Rodentia; Bathyergidae. The record is from RefSeq and is a predicted model, not a curated record.